AUUUUUUCCAGAAUAACAAGAUCAAGACCUGUCAAGUUUUAUGUAACAAAAUAAAAAAUUGUUGUCUAUCUUCCCUCUUCGCUCUAGUUUUCAAAAGUACAUAACAUUAUGUUCGGGCAGGUCGUGAAAAAGGCUUUAUUGCCAGCAGCUGCUGUAGUGGUGGAGUCCAAAAUCAAAACUGAAGUACAGAAAAACGACUGCUUUUGCAGACCUAGCGAAUUGCCCAUAUACACCUCGGACCCACCAAGAGUGGCCCCAUUAAAUGAGCCACAAGAACCCCCAAGUGCACUAGAAAAUGCUAUCCGAACAACCAGACAAACUAUUACCAAAUAUUCAGAUGAAAUUAGUGCUUAUAAAAGAGUGGCAGUAGAACAGUUUGAUAAAAGUAAAGAGAAUGUAGAAUGGCUAGUAGAUUAUCUGAGGGAAGAAGACAAUACAAUGCCAAAGGCAGGUGCUGUAGGUAUUGGAGCACUGACUGGUUUGAUUUUUGGAUUGCGUGGUGGGCUCUUCAAAAAAACACUCUAUGCUACCACUGGGGCUCUUGGCAUGGGAGCUGUCUGCUAUCCAAAACAAGCCACAGAGUACUCCCAAAUUGGGCUCACUGAAGGCAAGAAGUAUCUAACUAUUGCUUACAACUUUGUUUAUGGAGUGAAAAAAGACGACCCACCCUUGGAGCUGCCUACUCUGCCGAAGCUACCCUCCAGCUUCUCCGAGGCCUGGCGAACGGUCACCUCAUCCCUUACAUCGUUUGUUUCAGAUGGGGAGGAGCUACAGGCGCAAACGCAAGAUCAGGUAAUCGAAAACGAUCAGGGCGAGAGAGUGGGGGAUGCCCUGAGCGUGGUGCGAGAGUCGCGAGACGAAGCGCUAGCGAAGGGGUGCCAUUGCCCGAUUGGGGCUUGUUUGGGCCACUCGGAGGCGGAAGAGCGAGGUUCGGCUGAGGCGCAGUCGCAGACCGAAGCUGGUGGCGCUGCUUGAUUCGGAGUCGAAAAAAAAUCGAGAAAUCGUACAUUCUUUGAAAAAAUCUUCAGUGAAGACGACAAACUGAUGGGAGCUUAACAAAAUUGAUAUUGUAUAGUAACUUAGGUGCUCCAAAUAAAGGAUUUGUUGGUUUUUAAGCGAACUUUUAUUCAAAAAAUAAAACAACAGCUGUUAUAUCACAGCAGAUAUUUAGAAAUGAAUGAAACUCUUCUACAUACAACAAAAAUCUAGUUAUUUUUACACAUUUUUAUAACUUUAAGUUAUGAUCCUUAAUAGUAAUAAAUCAUCUGAAUGAAUAGCUGUACAGUGAGAAUUGAUUUUACAACAAAUCAAUGAUAAUAUAUAUUUGAACUCUGAUGGUUUAUAUUUUGGAAGUAUAUUCAGGCUUGGAGAACGAAAAAAAUAAUAGAGCAGGUGACAUUUUUUGAUAAAACGUGUAAGCAGCUAAAAUAACAAUAUUACUGCUUCAUAGUGUAUAUUAACAACUUUUUUUUUUCAUCCACAAGGCCAUAAAAUACUGAUGUGACCAUUUUUUUGUGCUCUGUUCCCUUUUCAUCAACAAUAGAAAAUUCAAUAUUUUAUAUUAUUUCAGUAUAUUCAUUCCUAAGGAACUGUAAAUAUGGCAUGAAUUAAAAACAGGGGGAACUAGAAUUUUAGAUAAUUCUGCUAAUGCUGGAAUCCUAUGGUAACCCCAUUUAAAUUCAAUCAUCACUCAACUGAUAGAACAACAAAAAUAUAAUUAUUCUAAAAAUAUAUUGGACUUAUUCUUGAUAAAAAGAGGUAAACCAUAAGUUUUGACACUAACCAAAAUAUGAAAAAAAAAAUUAAAAAAAUUGAAGCUUACAGUAUUCUGAAAGGAAUUUCCAAAUUUUGGGUUAAUAAUCCAAUACAGUUUGAUUAAAAUUUCUCCGUUCAAUAACAUGAGAGAUAAGAUCAUUGAAUAAUAUACAGGGUGUUUCAUGAGAAGGCUCACAUAGACAAAUGGUUGAUAGGGAAAAUCAAGACGAGUUGAUGUAUAUACAUAUAUGAAAACAUUUUUUGACCCUCCAUGACGAAGUUACAGGGUAUUAUGUGAAAUUGCUAUAUAACUUUGAUGGUCGAUAAAACAGAAAUGAUUCGUCGUAAUCUGCUAAAAUUUGACAGCGACGUAUCUCUACUGAAACUUCUCUAGAUAACAUAUUAUGAAAAAUAAUAUCCAGGUCCGGACUUGGGAAAAUUUUAUAUUUCAUUGUUAUGUCAAAAAUGUUCACUUUGUGACCACUUUUCACGAAAAAUUCCAUCAGAUUCAGAAAGAUCAGACAAAAUGCUAUAAGAACUGCUCUUUAAUUUAAACGGCACACUUUGACCGGUUCAAUAAAGGAACACCCUGUAUAUUUUUUAUCUCUUGGGGAAGGGAAUGUAUCGACUGUGUGUCAAAAAUAAGAGUUAAGGGGGGGGGGUGGAAAUCCAGUACACAAAAAAAAUAAAAGUUUGUAUCUUAUCAAGCUUUUGAUAAAGCAAAAAUAUGAAUAUUCCUGAAAAUCAGCAAAGAAAAGAAGCUAGAAAAAACAAAUAAAAUUGUAUAGAACAAUUUCCCCUAAUUCAGAAAAAAAGACAGCAUGUAGUAUGUACAGGGUGCGCCUCUUAAAAUGGACCCCCCCCCUUCACUUUUUUUUUCUUCAGAGAUAUGAAAAAAAUGUUGAAUGAAAAAAUUCUUUGAAACGACCCAAACUUUCAUUUCGUUAAAUCGUUUAAUAUACAGGGUCAUUAGUUUUUCCGGAAAAGACAUGAACUUCGAUUUUUUCAAUGGAACACUAUACAGGGUGAGUCAAUAAUGUGUUCUCCUUCGAUAUUAGCCAAACCGUCAGGUAUAUAAAAAAAAUUCGAAUAGAACAGUUAUAGAAUUUUAUGAGAGCUAUUACCUAAAAUUAUUUUCAUAUCUAUAGGAUGUUCGAACACCCUAUAGAUAUGAA
Messenger RNA from Phaedon cochleariae (mustard beetle), 2930 nucleotides. Lineage: Eukaryota; Metazoa; Arthropoda; Insecta; Coleoptera; Chrysomelidae. The record is from the annotation of a GenBank genome assembly.